GACAGUCUUACUCUUUUCUGAUCUUGCGGAAUGGAUUAUUGUUUUUAACGCAUUGAGUGUCUGCUUUGAGACUUUACCUUUUAAAACUCAAUUGCUUAUGAUAACUCUUCUUCUUUUUUUCGAACUCCUUCCAUUAAUAAUACUUAGAUGAAUGGUUUUUUUUAAAUUAUUUAUUGUUUUCAUCCUCCAAGCACAAGCUUUUUGAAAUUAGCAACAAGAGAAUCCCUUCCUCCCGUUGGCCCCACGUUCUUUCCGUUCUUAAUUUCUCCGGGACUGCCUUCCUAAUUGUUUCUGGGGCUGGGUCGAUCGGAUUGGUCGAAAUUUCUCUGAUCUGAUCUGAUCUCGAAUUUUCUUGGGAGGAAUUUCAUUUCUCCCGAAGCAGCCUUGGAUUGUGCUUCUGUUCUUCUCCUGGUCCGACAGGGGGUUAUUUGUUGGGAGUUUACCUGGGAAACUAUGUGACAAGUUGAGGAGCAAAGGUGAUUCCUUCACAUCUUUCAUUUUAUCGUUCUUUCUUAUAUUCAAAAGUACGGAGGGAGGACGACAUCAUCCUCUGCCUCCUCUUUCUCUUUCCCUUUUCCUUGUCACGUGCCGAAAGGGAGGAAGAAGCUUAAAUUGAACCCAACGGAAGGAAGGACGGAGAGCUGAUUCGUGUCUUUUUCUUUAGUUGCUCCUCUCGUACCAAGGAAGGAAUAUGUUCCCUUUGCCCUCCUCCGCCCGGUAUUUUUGUUUACAGUGGCACCACCGACACAAGGGACCAGUGGCGGUGGCUUGCACAUUUCUGCAUGUCCGCCUCGAAGCCCCGACUCAACGUCCUCCUCAAACAUAUCGCCACAGAAGCUGCGUCCUCGGACAUGGCAAAUUUCCUCCGACUUCUUUGUCGCAUGUUCUCUUUGUUGUUGAUGUUGACGUGGCCGUGGUGGUGGUUCCGCCUCAUCCUUCUCCCAGUAACAGUAGCAACGUCCUCCGAAGGCAACAAUGUCAAUAGCAACGCUGCCCCCCACAGCACGUAUUGUCGCUCCUACUGCGGCAACAUCACCGUGGACUUCCCCUUCGCCCUCCGGACCGGUUGCGGCCAUUCCGGUUUCCGAGACCUCCUCUAUUGUAUCAACGGCGUCCUCAUGCUCCACAUCCCCUCCGGCUCCUACCGUGUGCUCGACAUCGACUACGCCUACCGCGGCGUCACCCUACACGACCCUGGCAUGUCCGACUGCUACUCCCUAUUGCGUUCCCCCGGUGGCCUAGGCAAUGGCUUCGUGGUGGAGCCCUGGAGGGCGCCCUACCUAGAGCCCGACCCUGACAACGUCUUCAUGCUUCUGGGCUGCCGCGCCGAUUCGCCACUCUUCCAGGGCUUCCCCUCGCCAGAGGGGAAGCACCUGCCCUGCCGCAACGUCUCCGGCAUGGGCUGCGAGGAGUACUACCGGUGCCCCGCCUGGGAUGAGGGGCCCAGCAGCAGGAGGCCAAGGGGUUCCGCCUCCGCUUCCGCCUAUGGGGUCGUGAGCCCGCCGGAGUGCUGCGCCUUGGAGUUCGGGGCCAUCCGGGCCAUCAAUGUGAGCCACUUGAGGUGCGAGGGGUACAGCAGCGCCUACAGCUUGGCGCCGCUGCGGGCGGCGGGACCGGGGGCCUGGGCUUAUGGGAUUCGUGUGGCCUACUCGCUGCCGGCUAACCACCAGGGGUUCUGUGGAGCGUGCCAGGCCACAGGUGGCGUAUGCGGCUACGACCAAGGGACGGAUGCUGAUAUCUGCCUAUGUCACCACUAUAACUCUACUUCCAACUGUGACUCUGCCUAUGCGGCUGCCACUCCUGAAAGCUCAUCCGAACCGAGCAUCAUGCCCAAGCCUUCAUUGGCGACUCUAGUAGGAGGUUUCCUACUUUUCCGGAAUAUAUUGUCAUCCACUUUAUAGAAAAAGAGUGAUCCGCGUGACAAAUGGUUGGUUCAGGAUUUAAUUUUCUCAAGAUAUGGUUUCCCCAGUUCUUUCAUCAAGCGUCUUAAUGUCCCGAGGAUUUGGAACACGUUUCAACAAUGGAAUACGUCCACUUCACUUAAUCCGAAAAGGAUUUUUUUUUCCUUUUUUUUUUUUUUUUUUUGAGGAGUGUUACUGGCUUUCGUGUGUCAUGUUACUCUCGGAUCGUGUGGUUUAUUUUUGAGAAGGUAUUUGCCUUUUAGAGCAUUGGUAUUUUUUUUUUGAGAACGUAUUUGCAUUGUCCAUAGUUGUAAAAUUCGAGUUAGUAAAGUUCGAGUUAUGUUGUAACUAUUUAGUACCAUGCUGGCGUGUAUUUUAUUUUUUUACAAAAAAAUAAAACUAUUCCAUGUGACACAAAUAUUAGAGCUGAAAUCAAAGUUUAUAAAUAAACAAAU
Messenger RNA from Musa acuminata AAA Group (dessert banana), 2356 nucleotides. RefSeq lists its product as uncharacterized. The record is from RefSeq and is a predicted model, not a curated record. Gene Ontology annotation, molecular function: polysaccharide binding. Bases 783 to 1901 code for a protein of 372 amino acids. The transcript has 3 exons. NCBI's taxonomy places the organism in Eukaryota, Viridiplantae, Streptophyta, Magnoliopsida, Zingiberales, Musaceae.